Messenger RNA from Anastrepha obliqua, 1233 nucleotides. It is a transcript of the gene Trm7-32, whose product is annotated as putative tRNA (cytidine(32)/guanosine(34)-2'-O)-methyltransferase 1. The transcript is spliced from 3 exons. Gene Ontology annotation, biological process: tRNA methylation; cytoplasmic translation. The coding region runs from base 173 to 1141 and encodes 322 amino acids. The record is from RefSeq and is a predicted model, not a curated record. Gene Ontology annotation, cellular component: cytoplasm. Gene Ontology annotation, molecular function: tRNA methyltransferase activity. NCBI's taxonomy places the organism in Eukaryota, Metazoa, Arthropoda, Insecta, Diptera, Tephritidae.
AGCUUUGACAGUUUCGUGUUGUGUAGAUGUGCCAAAAAGAAAUUGGUGCAGACGGUAAAAGAAGUGGAUAAUAACAAAUAACUAUUUCCAUUGAUGAAAUUUUAAGUAUUUAGUUCACAUAAUUUCUUUUAUUUUAAUAAUAAGUUAGAGUGUAUUCGGCGCAACUUUUAAAAUGGGAAAGACCUCUAAGGAUAAACGUGACAUAUACUAUCGAUUGGCCAAAGAAGAAGGCUGGCGAGCUCGGAGUGCAUUUAAACUGCUGCAGAUCGAUGAAAAGUUCCACAUUUUAAAAGAUGUCACACGUGCCGUAGACUUAUGUGCUGCGCCUGGUAGCUGGACUCAAGUGCUUUCCAAACGCCUUUAUGAGAAUCGCUCCAACAAUGAGGAGGUAAAAAUAAUUGCGGUAGAUUUGCAAGCGAUGGCACCAUUGCCUGGAGUUACGCAACUUCAAGGCGAUAUAACGAAACUAAGUACCGCUCAGGCUAUAAUUGAGCAUUUUGGUGGAGAAUCGCAAAAGGCCCAGUUGGUUAUUUGCGAUGGUGCACCUGAUGUUACUGGCCUUCACGACAUCGAUGAAUACAUUCAAAGUCAGUUGCUACUAGCUGCACUAAGUAUAACCACUCAUGUGCUGAUGGCAGGAGGAAAUUUUGUUGCCAAGAUAUUCCGUGGAAAAGAUACUAGUUUGCUAUAUUCUCAGCUGCGUAUAUUCUUUGAGAAAGUCUCAAUUGCCAAGCCAGCAAGCUCCCGCAAUUCUAGUAUUGAAGCGUUUGUCGUGUGCCAAAAUUAUCGAUGCCCAGAGGGCUAUGUUCCGCAAAUGAUCAAUCCUAUGGUAGAUGACGUGCAAAUGAUAGCUAAAGCAACGGACUCGAAGGUAAAUCAUAAGCUCAUACCGUUUAUCGUUUGUGGGGAUCUGAGAGGCUUCGAUGCGGAUAUGUCAUACAGUUUAAAUCUCAAUGAGGAUUCGGAGUAUACGUAUAGAGAAGUGAUUCAAAAGCCUAUUUCACCAGCUUAUAAGGAAAUUUUGGAUAAACUUAAAAAUUGUUCUAUUAAACAUUCCGCCAUCACUGUGAAGCAUGACACUGAAUCAGAAGUGGCUGAUUCUGAACCUUCAAUUUCGAAGGAGGAUCCAGAGCAGAAUUGAUAUUGAAUUUCCUAUGAAAUAGCAUUUAGUGCUCUAAAUUUUAUGGGUUAUCGUAUAAUUAUCUUCCAAUAAAUAUCGUGUUCUUAAGCAUA